GACUCACAACAGACUGCGGAUGUAGGGUCCCUACAGUGAAGAGUAAAGAGAGAAACAACGGAAUUUGUUGAUAGUUUACGAUUUAAUUCCGGAAGGAAGCCACUUAGUAGUCACAAUAAUUGUUUUACAAAUCUGGUAAACCCUGAAAAUGUCGAGCGUUGUGAAUACGGGUUUACCUGAGACAGGCUGGGAUAUGCCCUUCGGUAUCCCCGCACUCAACGCUGAAAACAAGGCUCUGACAGAGGAGGUGAGCACUGAAAAGUUAACGAUUUUAAAAAAUGAAAUCACUUCAAAAUCUCCUUAAAUCUUAUUCUGUGAAUAGUUUUAAAUGUUGGAGAGAAAAACUCUCCAAGUUUAUAAUCCCAGAGCUUUUUUUGUCUAUAAGAGGUCUAAUAGACAUCUAAAUGUAGCCUGGACGACUGAUCUAAAAUCAGACUAGCACAGGUUUAAAAAUUAAAGUUCUUUAGACGUCUAAGUUUAGACCAAGUCUAAAUCUGGGCUGUAUCCAUAGUACUACUCUGUAUAGGGGAGAGUGGGGUAAGUUGAGCCAAAGGGUAAGUUGAGCCACCCCCUGGUGGUCAAGAAAUUGAUCAUGUGACCAAUGUAUUUAGGAGACGGGCAUCAAUUCAUGGAGUCUGUGAAGGUUUGAAGCACAUGGGUGAAGGGGUUAGACAUUUAUUUCCAAAAAACAUUUUUCCCUCUUGAAAGUGAAUUUAGUCUGUCAUAAGUUUUAUCAGGAUUGUGUUCAGACCAAAAAUGAUCAUCUUAAAUUUGUUUUAUACAUCACUUUUGCUAUGAGCUAUAGCAUGAGGUCAAAAACCUAGUAUAAAAGUCCACCAUUUUAGCUUAGAGGACUAAUAAAGUCAUCAUAGUAGUUCUGGGGUAAGUUGAGUCUGUUGCUCAACUAAGAAAGUAAAGAAGUCUGAUGAGAGGAUCAGAGUUUCAGUUCACAUUGUUGAAAUGUGUUACUUUUUCUUUUCAGAAAUACAGCUGUGAAUGUUCUGAAUCACUUAAAGACAUUCUCAUGUUAAAAUUGAUUUUUACAAAACUGCUUUUUAGCAGUUAUAUGCAAUAAUAAUAAAAAGAAUUAUUGUACCAGUUGAAUAGCAUGUAAUAGAUAAAAAUACACAUGAACGUGAAGAAGUGACUGUUAUUUAUGGAGAGAGAAGGUGAGGGAGGGCUGGGGUGGAGAGUGGGGGGGUAUUAGGGAUACAGCUUAACUUACCCCAAAGGUGGUCAACUUACCCCAUACAUCGGGUAAGUUGACCAUAGGAGACCACUUUUCUGAUGAUCUCAGAGUAGCAUUAAUCAAGUUAUGUGCAUGAAAACAUCAAGACUGAAUAAAAUAGAAUAGAUCUUCAAUUAGGAAUCCACAGUUUACUACAGUAAAAACUUGGACGCAUCCUGAGUAGACUGUAUGGUAGAGCUGUUGCAUUGAAUUGCAUUAGUUGGCCCAGGUUUGUAAGUGUUUAUUUUCAACAACAGGUUCGUAAGAAAAAGGCAGAACUGGUGCUGCAGGAAAACAAAGCUGAAAAAGACAAGGAACAUCAGGAGUCCAUAUCUGUACAUCGCCAAUAUGUCAUCCAAGAGCUUGGAAAUACUGAGGUAGGUGUCACACAAUACACACGUUGGAGAGCUUUCCUCUGGUUAUCUGGCUUGAUUACUUGUGUCAUGGUGUGUAUUUGGUUUCACAUGUUGAUUCUCCUGAACCUAGGGAUUACGCAGGGCUAGAAAGAAAGAAGAUGAGUCGGAGAAACACCUUACAGCCCUCGCUGACAGGGAGACGGGUGGCAUGGGGCAGGAGACCACUAAGAUGAAAAAUGAUGAAAGCAAUCUAGCUGAGAAGAAGGAAAUGCUGGAGGUAUACACAUGCACACCAUGUUACAAUAACAUAGACACAUGAGUAAAGAGUGGUGUCCAAAUGGGUUUUCUUGACCAUAGCUGUUUUUCUCAGUCGCGCAUCGACAGGGCCAAGCAGAACCUGGAGGGCUUCAGGGAACAGAUGAACUGGGACCAGCAGACCAUAGUUGCCUUUUUAGAGGAGUCAGCAUGCAAAGAUGAGGAUACAAUGACUAUCAUCAAAUAUGCUCAACAGGAUGAGCAGAGGAUCAAGGUAAAAAAUAAAACAACAACAAACACACUAACAGUAUUCUCAGGCAAGCUUUUCAUCUCUUCUGUUUUCAGCAGAAACUACAAAUAUCUUGAGCUAAGUGUCUUGCUAUCUCUCAAAACAGUCACUCACUCUGGCUAUCGAGAAAGAGACACAGACAGCCAAUGAAAAGCGCAAAGCACUGGACAAAGAACUGACUGAGAGUUUAUCUACACAGGUACUGUAAAAAAAAAAAAACAGGGUAUGAAAUUUAACACCGGCAAAAAAAAAAAAAAUAAAAUAAAUUAGACAUUUUUUACAAACAUUUUUUGUCAGGUCCCUUUCAUUUUUUAAGGCCAAAGAAAAGGCUAAUCACAGUCUGGUGUGUGUUCAAAACAAACUUUAUAGGUUUGACAUCAAAAUAUUUGACUCUUUGAUUUUUUAGUCUCAUAUAAUGUAUAAAGGAACAUAAUUCUCUGGUGGACCUGAGGGUUUUCAUCAUGCUGUGAAUGGGAAAUCUUUCCAUUUGUUUGAGAAUUCAUUUUACUUUCUGCUUUAUAAACAGAUUGCUUUGGAUAAAACUACAGAGAUUUUGCAGCAGUCCCAUAUGGAGACCAAGCAGCUCAUUCGCUGGUGGGAAAACAUCAUCAAGCAGAUGAAGCAACGCGAUACUGAGAUGCAGCAGAGUGCGCUGGUAAAGUCUGUGACCUCACACUUAUUCCAACAAAGCAAAGAUCAACUCAAGCUAAAGGUGCAACCAAAAAAAAAUCUGAACCUGACCUUUUCUUGCUCUUUUAACUGUCCAGCAACUUGCCCAAGCCAACCAGAAUGUCAGGGACAGAAACGCUACCAUUACAGAGUUGACGCACCAGCUGGACACUGAGAGAAACGACAACAAGGAAACUGAGAGGAGGAUAACUAUGUCCAACAGACGGUCUGAAAAGUUGGGGCAGGAACUGAAGGAACUAGAGAACAACUGUAUCAGGCUGCAGGAUGAGGUCAGCUCCUCAAAGCUACCUGACAUGAAAAGUGUUAAUAGCUGUGAGGGACCCUGAAUGUACACAUAAAGAUUGUUACCAUCUUUAAAAAAGAAAAAAUGAGCCUAAAGAUGUGCCAUAGUUUAUAAGAUGACACAUUUUGCUGUUUGUUCUGCAGCUGCUUACUUGCAAAGGUGCACUGGACAAAACAACAUCCACUGUGGAAUCUGUGAAAUCCCAAAUAUCCAGAAUGAAGAAACAAAUCCAAGACAACAAUAAAACGUGAGUCAAAUGUUCCAACACAUCUGCUGAAUUGAAUUGGUUGUAUUUUUAUAUUCAGGAGUAUACUCUGUAUAAAUCUGAUUUUUGGUUUAGACUGAACCUGGCCAGGGGCAUCAAUGUGGCGUUGGAGGAGAAGCUGAAAGCUGUGACCCAGAGCAUUCUCAGUGAGGAGGAGAGAGCAGCGCAGAUGGACCAGUUCCUCAAGAACGAGGAGGAGGCGAUCAAGGUCAUCAGAUAGCUUUUCAUUUUUUAUCGCUGCUGUUUAAGAGAGCUGCCUCUGUUCUUGUUUUCAACUUUGGACUGUUUUUCACUUUACUAGUAUUUGUGCAGGAAGGUUUUGUACACAGUUCAAAUAUCAAAUACUGCUUUUUUACAGAAGCCUGGAGUUCAUAGAUAUGCCAGGCAAAAUGAAGUCUUUUUGAUUUAAAUUGCCAAGAAAGAACCAUAGGCGUAGGCAACUAUAAAUAAACAAACAACAAAAAAAGACAAAGCAUGUACAUUUUUUUAAUUCAAUUAAAGCAGAGGUUAGAGUAAAUACCCAUCAAAAGUGUGGAAAAAAACAACAUUGCUUUUUGCUUUAAAAACACAAAUGAAUGAUAUUCUGUUCCUCAAGUGGCUCUAAGUACAGUAUUAUUUAACUAACUCACUUUAGAAACAAUUAAAAAUAAUAGAAAUAAUUUAAAUUUAGAAAUAAUGAAAAGUGAAUCCAACUUGUACCUGUGCCAUGUGAAUGAAAAGCAGGAAAAAAACUCAAUAAUUAAAGAUAAUUUUAUCUUUCUGAAUUGAGAUACAUCUUUACAUUACUGGAAAUUGCAGGGUUUAUAUUAAAUGAGGAUGAAAUCCUUAUAAGCUUGUUUUACAAAGUCAGUGUCUCAUAUAACACUGGUGUAAAAGUACUGCCUGACCCUGCUCUGGUCUGUGCUUUGCUGUAGGAGUUGGACAUCCAGCUGCGUGACUUCAGAGAGGAGCUAUGUCUCCAGGACAAUAAGUUGCAGGCUCUCAAGAUAAAGGAGAGUGAUUCGAUUCUCCAGGCUUCCAAGAGCCAAAGCACUACCGCCACCUUGGACUGUCAGCUAAGAAAACUGGAGGAAGAAUUAACAAACCAACAACGGAUCCUAGAUACAAAGGCACGAUGGACAAAACCCACACAAGUUUCGCCUGCUACAGAGCUUUGUUUGUCUCUAAAUUGUGCGAUCAGCUUUUCUUUUUUGCCUCCUGUAGGAGUUUGAAAUCAUGCAACUGAGUAAAAAACUGGAGAGACUGCAAGGUGACACUAAUGAAGAUGACAAGGAGGUGUUGGACAAGAGGAUCACUAAGCUGACCGAAGUCCUUGAAGAGAAGAAGAGGACAGCCAACAUCCUUACCAGCACACUCACGGAGGCUGAGGUUUGCGCUAUUCUUUCGCUUUACUUUCAUUCAUGUCCUGUUCUGUAUUUUACACACAGGUAUCUAACGAGAUGUUUAAUUCCUCGUGUCUCUGACAGGAUGAUAUGUACUUCUUAAAGAAAGAGAUGGAGAAGUCUGAGGCUCAAAAGAGAGAUCUGACUGAGAAGACGGAGGAGCUAAGACUGCAGAGAAACACCUGUGAAAAGGAGCUGAAGAUAAUCAAGAGCAGGAAACUGGUAACUCAGUGAUGUCAUGGCAGGCGAAAUGAAAUCUUUUGAGUUACAGAUGAAUAAUUAUAAUAAUAACUGCUUUAGGGAAAAUGUUGUGUUAGCUAUCUGUCAGAUCAGGUAAUUUACAGCAAGGCGAAGACAACUUUUUUCACAUUUUCCAGAGCAAAUAUUUAUGAUUUUGUCUGGAGACCCCGAUGUGACAUAGACAGAAAGAUACAGCAAAUUCUUCACAAGAGUUUUAAAGCCGUGUUUCACUUUGAAAGGGCUCUGCCCAUGUGUUGAUUAACAAACCGAAAAAUAACAGAGGAAAAAAAUAUGGUAUAUUAAUUAUUAAAGCAAAGCACUGAUAUUGUCCAUUCACAAGACUGUUAAAGCUGGUUAACCAUAAAAAUAUGUUGGUUUUCUCAGUUUCACACCAUUUUGAAAGGAACAGCUUCCUAUAAACUAGCUGACAAAGAGAUCUGUAUUGGAACCCAGCACCUUUUGAUGAUAGAGUUAAAGUACAUAGAGAUUUUAUUUCUAUCAAAUAAUUUUUUACCUAUGUACUAAAUGAUACAAAUUUUAUUUUAAAAAAAUGGGAAAAAAAACUUUUCGGACAAUUUUUCUAAAACCUUAGUCGGUUUGUCCAACAUUAAAAGGGAUCAGUUUAGAAGAAAUAAAAUAACACGUAAAGUCAGCAAAGUCUAAAUCUGCCUGCUAACCUCACAUAUUCAUCAUUAGGAAAACAUGGUGGAGCACAACAUCCUGAAGACACUGGUGAAGCGCAGGAGCUAUCUUCUUUACAAUAAUGAGGACAGCAUGCUCUCACUGGAGGAGAGGAAGGAAAGAGUGCAGAGAGCCAUAAAGGAGCGUGAAGAUGAGAUCAGAGUAAGCAGAGAAAUGUUUGGCCAGCACUUCAAGAUCAGUGAACAGGAGAGGCAGAAGCUCAGGUGAAAACACUAGAUGAUGUUUUACUAUAGGCUGUGUUGAUCUCACCACCAGCUCUUCUUCUUCUAAUGUGCUCGCAGUACCAGUAUCUGCUCUGUUGUGUUUUAUGCCAUGCUCACGUGAUUUUGACUUAAGCAUAAAUCCAGAAAACCUUUUUUUGGAUAGAUGCUCACUCAGACUGUGACUUUUCUUCUCAGUGCUGAACUGAAUGAGAAACUAUCCAAGGUCGACACAAUGAAGGGACGUUAUGAGGUUGUAGAGUUUUCAAUGGAAACUCCAGAGGGGGAAGAGGAGAAAUCACAGGCCUACUACAUCAUCAAAGUAAGAUGGCCGUAAACUCUCCAUUGAUACUGAAAGAAGUUAUGGUUGUUUUUUGUGGCACUGAAUCACUGCUGUGGACUUUUUUUCAUCAGGCUGCACAAGAGAAAGAGGAGCUGAAGCAGGAGGGAAACAGUCUAGAUGCUCAGCUCUGCAAGAUGGAGCGGGAAACCGAAGCCUUUGAGAACACCCUCAUGUUGUUCCGUGAAAGUAACACAGGAUUUCACAAAUCCUUCACUGACAAAAAUUGCUCGGGUAUGUAUGGCUAAGUAAAACAAAUACAACUUAAAGAGAUAUUCCGACGUAAAAUUAACUUAGGGUCAAACACACCACAUCAAAAGCGGUCGACAACAUUCAUCUCUUGAGGGGGUGUCUAACUCGGUGUGUUUGACCCUAAAUUAAUUUUAUGCUGGAAUACCCCUUUAACCAGCAGAAAGUUACAGGACUUAGUAGGUUUCUAUAAAAAAAAUAUAUAUAUAUAUAUUUUUUUUUGUUUGUUUUUCAUUAGAUCCAGAACCGGAAGAGCAGCUAAAGGCGACUGAAGAGACUGUGAAGUAUAAGGGAAGACAGAUACAAGAGCUCCAACAGGACAUACAGGCUAGUCCUAUUUAUAGACGAAGCAGUCAGACCACAACGACUCCAAUUUCAAACUGAAUCAGCAACAUAUCACUUUACAAUUCUCCCAGAAGUAACAAACCCUUUUUACACAUAUCCACAGGAAAUCAGUUUACAUUUUGAUACAGCUCAGCAUCACUGUCAAAAACUAAAUCAAUCCCAAAACCCAUCUGCUAUUAUGAAGCCUCUGGGAGUGUCCCUGAAAUGCUCUGAGGUUCAGGUUAAGCCACCUACUUGCCAUAAAUCACCCCCAGCCUGGACAUUUUUUGUAUGUGUUCAGAGAAACUUGCUCCUCUAGUUACAUCUGCAAAACAAACACCAUCCUUUCUUGGUUCAUUAUACAGUAUCUCUACCAUUUUAAGGUGAGGGGUGUACAUCCCUGUUACGCCUCAUCUGCAGUUCACAGUUAUGGUGAGCCACGUUCUGCUUAUGAUGCUCCCUCAGAGGUAGUUGCAGAGGUGUAUGAUGGUGUAGUGAUGGCAGACCGUUGUUACAGUCCUGUUGUGGAAUAUUUAGUGACACAGAAGCUUCACUUCAGCUUAACUCAAACUUUAUUUAAAGAGCACAUUUAAAACAAACAAGGUUGACCAAAAUACUGGAGAGCCUGAAGAAGAAGCAGAAGCAUUUUCUUGUUAUCUCUCUGUGUAAGGUCCUAUCUAGUUUCUUACUUAGAAUAUGCCAGAUGCGUAACAGAAGCCCCCAGUGGAUGCAUCUAUACGUUUUAUAUGCUUGUAAUAAGUUACUUUUAGUUGCUUGAAGUUUUUACUGAUUUUAUUUAUUUAUCUUGAGAUGAUCAAUCAUUUUCUUGUGAUAAGGGAAUCAUUUCUGGUGAUCUCGUUAACAAAAACAAAACAAACAAACAAACAAACAAACAAACAAACAAAAAAAAACAGGCUGCUCAGAAUACAGGAGAAAGAAGAAUAGCAUCUGUAGUUCUGUUUGAUCAAAAAUAAUCAAUAAUGGAAACAGAGAGUCACUGCAGCAACUCAAGCUCUAACAUGUAGUUUCUGAUGGUGAAACAGAUAUUUAGCUCGAUCAUUACGAGUCUGAGAUUUUUCCAUUAAAAUAUGUGUUUUAAUGCAAAGCGUUUAUGAAAAACAACAAAAAAGUGGCUGCAGAACCGUAUUUAUUGAUUUUUUAAACCUAUCAAUUUUAUUUAAACUUGGUCUUAUUUACAGAAUGACUCAAGGAGGUGCUCAAACUGUCAAAUAUUAUUUAUUGGUAAAAGUAAUCUUGAGCGCCCUCUGCUGUCUGAUUUUACACACUGUUACGUUUGGAUUUAUGAAGUGAUCUCCUUUGUCUUCUCUCUUUAUUCCUGUGUUCACUCUUUCCUCCAGUGUUGUACUGUUCACUUUGUCUCUUUGAGAGUAUCAAGUUGUUUGUAGACUCCUGUAAUCCCUUUUUUUCCAUCAGUCAUUCAGUGAAGUUGACCUCACAUGAGACUUUGUGUAUGCGUGUGCCUCCUAACUUUACUUUUGUGGGUUUAUUUGUGUCUGUGUGUUUGUGCACUGCUCUCAAUUUCCAGGUCAUAAGUAAUACCCUGGAGAGUUUGCUGCAAGAAGAGCAGGUGGAGACGGAUAAGACACAGCACAAAGAGUUGCUCAUCGGGAAGCUGAAAAAAGAAAUCACAUCCCAGCAGGAGAAAAUUGAGAGAGCCACAAAACAGGUUUGAACACUAAAACACUGACAUAUUUCCUCUUUGGUACAAUAACUGGAUUUUCAGUUGAUAUUCAUUCUGAUUUUUCUAUUGAUUUAUGUUACAACCUGCUAAACCAAAAUUAGUAUGAUAUUGUUUCAAUUUUGCAUGACUGUUUGCUAAGAGCUCCAAGCUGACCACAGAGGUCCGCUCAGACCAGAACCCAAAGACUGAGACUUAUGAGGUGAAGGACAUCCAGCUGAGGGAGAUGAUCGAAUUCAACAAGAGUAUCAAUAAAAUACUGAAUGAAGCAAUGGAGGAUGAAGCUGACCUCAGAUCAGUGCUGGAGAAAUACUUUCUGCAGGUAUGAAACAUUGAAACAAGCAAUUUUUUUCAAUCUUCACACAAUAAAAUGAAUAUUGAGUAAUAAAAGCCUGACCUCAGUAUUUCCUCUUUUUUGUGAUGGAAAACAGGUUUCCAUAACUUUCUUAUUUUCUAUCUUUUUUUUCCCCUGUUGUUUCUCUCAGGCCAAUCUGUCUCUUCCUUCUCCAUCUUCUACUCCCAGCAGUCACCGGGGCUCUAAGGCAAACUCUACUUGCACCUCAGCUUCCCUCAGGUCAGAUAUCUUGACUCGAUCUAUAUAGACAGGACCCUGUGUGCUCAGAAAAAAAAAACAAAAAAAGAAAAUCAGUAUGCGGCCCUUGCUCAGUAUCCUUAUGGUCUCUCUCUGUAGGUCUGCACUGCACUCUCCCACAACAAAGUCUGGCUCUGACAGAGACUCCUGCUCCUCGCUUGUCAUUCAGAUGCCCCAGCUCCACUAGCAGCAGCAGCAGGAAGAUGAAAAACCUUCAAUUCAACUCUCCUCUGUUUCAUUUUCAUUGUUUAUUUACAGAUGUGAUAUGUGAAUAUUAAAAACUGCACUUUCAAACA
Messenger RNA from Xyrichtys novacula (pearly razorfish), 9390 nucleotides. The record is from the annotation of a GenBank genome assembly. NCBI's taxonomy places the organism in Eukaryota, Metazoa, Chordata, Actinopteri, Labriformes, Labridae.